CUCAUUUCCUCCAAUAUAAAAUUAGGAUUAACCACCUUUUAAACCUUACUCCAUCGUGCUACAAGGGAAUGCUAUUCAUUCAGGAGCUCUGCAGCUGCAAAAAUGUCAUUCACUGACGUACUGGCCAUCACUGGGGGAUUCACUGUUGUCUUCCACCUGCUCAAACUUGCCUGGAGAUGCUGGUGUGGAUUCAGACAGUUUGUUUUGUCUGAGCUUUGGCAAGUGGAUAUAAGGGCUUAUGGGAAAUGGGCAGUUGUCACUGGUGCCACAUCUGGCAUUGGUAGAGCUUACGCUACUGAGCUGGCACGAAGAGGCCUGGAUGUUGUUUUGGUAAGCAGAUCUGAUGUUAAACUUCAGAUGGUUGCCAAAGAGAUAGAGGAUCAGUAUGGACGACAGACCCGCACCAUCCAAGUGGACUUCACAGAAGGCCACAGUAUCUACCCUACUGUGGCCAAAGAACUACAGGGACUGGAGAUUGGAGUUCUGGUUAACAAUGUAGGAAUGACGUGUUCUGAUAAUUUUGCCUAUUUCCUGGAAAUACCAGAUGCUGAACAGAAAAUCACUCAGAUUGUGAAUUGUAACAUGCUGUCAGUCCCUCAGAUGACUAGACUGGUUCUUCCAGGCAUGGUUGAAAGGGGGACAGGACUGAUCAUCAAUAUCUCCUCUGAAGUGGGCAUCCGUCCACAGCCUUUGCUUUCCCUGUAUUCUGCCACAAAGAUUUUUGUCAUAUAUUUCUCUAAGUGUCUGCAUGCUGAAUACAAGUCGAAGGGAAUUAUUGUGCAGUGUGUCACCCCUUUUCUGGUGUCCACCAACAUGACAAAAAACAUAACAGUCAACUGCUUUGUGAAGAGUGCUUCAGGGUUUGCCCGGGAGGCCUUGAACACUGUGGGUCACUCCAGCUACACCAGCGGCUGUCUGUCCCACGCGCUCCAGAGCAUGGCACUAACAAUACUCCUGCCGGACUGGCUUCGUACGUCCUCUGUCCUCAUCAGAAAGCUACAAAGCCGGGCACAAGUCAGCAGAGCGUGCAGGGAAAAGGAGAAGCUCAGUGAAAAGGAGGAGUAGUUGUGUGCAUGCACCUGCACGGAGGACGGAGAUAAAAUUGUGACUCUUAAGCUGAGCGUAGGCAUUAUAGCAAAUUCACUACAGGAUGAUUCAGUGCACUAAUACUGUAAACUGCUGUAUUCUCACUUCCUGAAUUUAGUUUUUAUUUAUCUGUGGAGCGCACAAUGUUCAACAACCAUACCGACUAGAUUUUUUAAGUGUGCAGAGGAGCAUAGCGGACAUUUACAUUCACUUGACAAAAUCAGACACAAUCUCUGUUUGUAUUGCAUUAUCUUUUAAAUACAGAUUUCCUGUUGAUUUUACAAUAUUACAUUUUCAAAGAUAACAGCACACAGUAUAUUUGGCAUAUACUUACUCCUGUGAUUAACAGCAGUUUAAUGUGUACAACUACAGAUCAUUAGUAUACAAGUGUCAGUCCUUUAAGGCUUUUUUCAUUGACCACUGACCACAACUCUGGAUGGAGCAAGCCCUAAGUAUGAAGCCAAGCCAUGCAAAUGGCUUUUUCAGUAACUUCCCACCUUGUGUUUUGUUCAAAGGUGCAUGUAAGUGAUCCAACACUGUAAAUCUACACAUUGACAAAAUUGCACUAACAUUUUUAUUCCAUGUUUUGUAAAUAACGGUAAAUUAAUUGUUGUAAAAAUGUUACAACUUGCUCUGGUUUCCAUGGUCCUGGUCCUUACUGGAUAAAGAUGGACCUCCAAAGUAACCACCA
Messenger RNA from Scatophagus argus, 1777 nucleotides. RefSeq names its product hydroxysteroid (20-beta) dehydrogenase 2 (gene hsd20b2). Gene Ontology annotation, cellular component: endoplasmic reticulum. NCBI's taxonomy places the organism in Eukaryota, Metazoa, Chordata, Actinopteri, Scatophagidae. The record is from RefSeq and is a predicted model, not a curated record. Gene Ontology annotation, molecular function: oxidoreductase activity. The coding region runs from base 103 to 1065 and encodes 320 amino acids. The transcript is spliced from 11 exons.